Budorcas taxicolor (takin) is the source of this 1774-nucleotide messenger RNA. It is a transcript of the gene SH3BP5, whose product is annotated as SH3 domain binding protein 5. Gene Ontology annotation, biological process: negative regulation of protein tyrosine kinase activity; intracellular signal transduction. Gene Ontology annotation, molecular function: protein kinase inhibitor activity. Gene Ontology annotation, cellular component: cytoplasm. The record is from RefSeq and is a predicted model, not a curated record. Lineage: Eukaryota; Metazoa; Chordata; Mammalia; Artiodactyla; Bovidae. The coding region runs from base 20 to 1375 and encodes 451 amino acids. The transcript has 9 exons.
GUCCCUGGCCGCAGCCGGCAUGGACGCGGCGCCGAGGCGGAACCGCCCGGAGGGGCCGGCGGAGCGCCCGCCGCCCGCCCGGGACUCGGAGGAGGAGGAGGAGGAGGAAGCCGGGAUGGAGCCCGGGCCGGCGGACGAGGAGGAGGUGGACCCCCGGAUCCAGGGAGAACUGGAGAAGCUCAAUCAAUCCACGGAUGAUAUCAACAGGCGGGAGACUGAACUUGAGGACAUCCGUCAGAAGUUCCGCUCCGUCCUGGUGGAAGCGACGGUGAAGCUGGAUGAGCUGGUGAAGAAGAUCGGCAAGGCCGUGGAGGACUCGAAGCCCUACUGGGAGGCUCGGAGGGUGGCGAGGCAGGCGCAGCUGGAGGCUCAGCGAGCCACGCAGGACUUCCAGAGGGCCACCGAGGUGCUCCGCGCCGCCAAGGAGACCAUCUCCCUGGCCGAGCAGCGGCUGCUGGAGGACGACAAGAGGCAGUUCGACUCAGCCUGGCAGGAGAUGCUGAACCACGCCACCCAGAGGGUCAUGGAGGCGGAGCAGACCAAGGCGAGGAGCGAGCUGGUGCACAAGGAGACGGCGGCGCGCUACAACGCGGCCAUGGGCCGCAUGCGGCAGCUGGAGAAGAAGCUCAAGCGGGCCAUCAACAAGUCCAAGCCUUACUUUGAACUCAAGGCGAAGUACUACCUGCAGCUUGAGCAGCUGAAGAAGACGGUGGACGAGCUGCAGGCCAAGCUGGCCCUGGCCAAGGGCGAGUACAAGACGGCGCUGCGGAACCUGGAGACCAUCUCGGACGAGAUCCACGAGCGGCGGCGCUCCGGCGCCAUGGGGCCCCGCGGGCGCGGCGUCGGCGCCGAGGGCGGAGCUGUGCCCGCCGAGGGCCUGUCUGGGCGCAAGCCCGAAGCCGACGCCGUUUCCGUGGCCUCCGAGGCCUUCGAAGAUGACAACUGCAGCGCCUUUGUGUCUGAGGAUGACUCGGAAACCCAGUCCCUGUCCAGCUUCAGCUCGGGGCCCACGAGCCCGUCGGAAAUGCCUGAGCAGUUCCCCGCGGCUAUGCGGCCCGCCAGCCUGGACCUGCCCAGCCCCGUGUCCCUGUCAGAGUUCGGGGUGCUGUUCCCGGGGCUGGGCCCCCGCAGCGAGUGCAGCGGGGCCUCAUCCCCCGAGUGCGAGGUGGAGCGAGGGGACAGAGCAGAGGGGGCAGAGAAUAAGAUGGGUGACAAGGCAGGCAGCCACCGGAGGCUAGGCAGCAGCAGCGGCGAUGGCAGCAGGAGCCCCCCGAAGCCCGCGGGCCAGGCCCUGGAGGACGGGGUGCGGCGGCUGUCCCUGCGGGGCCCCGGGCGUGCGGGCCUCACGGACACACACGUGGUGCAGAUCGGCUGACGCGCCCUGGCCCCGGCGCGGGCCAGUGUUUAUACACGAACCGGACGGAGGACAUUGUGCCAAUAAUCACAAAAUAUAUGCCAAAUCCCAGCCCUUUCCUCUAAACCACACGAGUGAGGCUUCAGUGGGCUCGAGGGCUGGAGGUCUGUCUGUGGGGUGAGUGCUUCUGGGCUGGCGUGUUUUCCCGUGCAGUCAGUUGCGGGCGGGCUGUGACCAGGUCCACGGCCUUUGUUGGAACGGUCCCCGUCACGGUGUCAUGCAAGCAGUAACCUGUUCCCAGAAAAGACCCUGAGCCAGCCGAGGGCCGGGGGAGCUGAGCCCCCAGCAGACUCAAGGGCCCACUUAUUUGGGAAAACAGCCUUGUUCUCUCCUUUAGAUCCCGGGGCGGGGUGGGGGGGG